Molecule: messenger RNA, 1894 nt
Organism: Suhomyces tanzawaensis NRRL Y-17324
Lineage: Eukaryota; Fungi; Ascomycota; Pichiomycetes; Serinales; Debaryomycetaceae
Gene: ALG8
Product: dolichyl-P-Glc:Glc1Man(9)GlcNAc(2)-PP-dolichol alpha-1,3-glucosyltransferase
Exons: 1
Coding region: 19-1722 (567 amino acids)
Biological process (GO): protein N-linked glycosylation
Cellular component (GO): endoplasmic reticulum membrane
Molecular function (GO): dolichyl pyrophosphate Glc1Man9GlcNAc2 alpha-1,3-glucosyltransferase activity
Source: RefSeq, a predicted model, not a curated record
CACUGCUCCACACCAACCAUGAGCGAGUCUGUCAAGAGAACCCGACCCAAGACAGCAGUGGACGUUACCAUGCCAAAUGUGGGCGAGCGCACCUACUCGCUCUUUAAUAUUUGGGUGGUGACGUUGGCGUUGAAGUUACUCCUCGUCGUCAGCUAUCAUUCUACCGACUUUGACGUUCACCGCAAUUGGCUAGCCAUCACCAAAAACUUGCCUGUGUCCAAGUGGUACAUCGAGAACACCUCCCAGUGGACUUUGGACUACCCACCCUUCUUUGCCUACUUCGAAUGGGUGUUGGCCCAGUUCGUACCUGAAGUGGUCAAACAAGAUGGCUGUCUAGCUCUUGUGGAAAAGGGCGCGUACUCGUUGCCCACAGUGUACUUCCAAAGACUCACUGUCAUUGUCAGCGAAAUCUUGCUUUUCGUGGCAUUGCAAUGGUACAUCAACUCUUCGGACUCCCAGGCCUCCAAGAGACGUGCUUACGUGGCGGCGUCUAGUCUUGCCUUGUCGCCAGGGUUGUUGGUGAUCGACCACAUCCACUUCCAGUACAACGGAAUGAUGUACGGGAUCUUGGUGUUGGCCAUCACCUGUGCUAGGCUCAAGCGGUACUUGAUGUGUGGGUUCUGGUUUGCCGUGUUGCUCUGCUUCAAGCACAUCUACCUUUAUUUGGCACCUGCGGUGUUCGUGUUCUUGUUAAGAGCAUACUGCUUGAACCUCGAGUUCGAUCCCAAGCGUAAAAUGGUGGAGAAUUUAAUCUACUUGGUCAAGUGGAAAAAUCUUUCCAAGCUUGGUGCUUUGGUGGUGGCAAUAUUUGCCGUGGCUUUUGGUCCCUUCGUCUAUUACGGUGUGAUGCCGCAACUUCUUGCAAGAUUGUUCCCUUUCAGCAGAGGCUUGACCCAUGCAUACUGGGCCCCCAACAUCUGGGCGAUUUACUCGUUUAUCGAUAGAUUAUUGAUCCAGGUAUACCAACGGGUUCCCCUCAGCCAGUAUCCGUUACAGAAAAUCUUCAAAUUCGACACCAGUCUACUUUCAAACUCAAAAUUCAUCAACUCCUCAACCAGAGGCUUGGUGGGUGACAUCGAAUUCUUGAUCUUGCCCACAAUUACACCUCAGUUAACAUUCUUCCUCACCUUGUUCUACCAGAUCAUGGCCUUAAUACCAUUAUUUAUUCAACCAAAUUUCAGAAGAUUCAUUGGAGCUUUGACCUUAUGCGGAUAUUCCUCCUUCUUGUUUGGAUGGCAUGUUCAUGAAAAGGCGAUUUUGAUCGUUAUCUUCCCCAUCAGUUUCCUUGUCUGUAGAGACAGAAGGUUGUUGGGCCCAUUCAACUUAUUAGUAAGCUGUGCAUACAUAAGUUUGUUCCCAUUAAUUUUCACUCCGAAUGAGUGGCUCAUCAAAGUGACAUAUACAUUGUUGUGGUACAUUAUUUAUUACUUUAAUUUCAGAAAAGUGGUUAGACUUCCAAAAGACGCUCGUGAGUCCAGUUACAUAUUGGACAGAGUCAUCAACACUUAUAUUUUGGGAUUAUUGCCAGUUCUAAUCGUAAUCAGUCUCAUGGACCUACUUGAGGGCAAGUUCGAGAUAUUGAAAAAGUUGGAGUUCUUGAAGCUCAUGAUUGUGAGUGUCUACUGUGGAAUUGGUAUAAUAAGUAGCUGGAACGGUUUCAACUGGCUAUACUUCUUGCACGACGACAUUUGGGAGGAUGACAGCAAAGAAUCCUCAAAUUAAGUGGCACAUGAUACCUCCUGGAGACCACUGAUCUUCCCCUAUCUAAUAUCCCCCAAACGCUUGAGCUACUGUUUAUUGCUUUGUAUACAGCAGUAACUAGGUCGUGGACUCUAGGCCAGCUCGUGGGUGCAUGUAUAUAUAAUUUGAAAUUAAUAAAAGUUCCUACCAUUAG